This is a messenger RNA of Alternaria triticimaculans, 636 nucleotides long. RefSeq lists its product as uncharacterized. The transcript is spliced from 2 exons. The record is from RefSeq and is a predicted model, not a curated record. Lineage: Eukaryota; Fungi; Ascomycota; Dothideomycetes; Pleosporales; Pleosporaceae. Bases 1 to 636 code for a protein of 211 amino acids.
AUGCCUUCAACGAAGCGACCCGCUCCACGAUCUGCGUCGCCGCAGACCCCUCCCCCCAAGCGCAUGAGGACCUCCGACAGUGUCCAAAAAGCAACGCGUUCGAACAUAUCUGGGGUUGAACCAGGCGUCAUUGAUGUCAUGAACCGCGCGCUGGACUACACCAACGCCGCAACGAAGUACUGGAAGAUUGCCGCCAAGGAAGCCAAUGCCGAGAUCGGUCACUGGAAGAAGGAGUGCGAGCGAUGGAGCGACAGGGCUAGCAGAAGCGAUGCUGCUGUGGUGGACGAGAAGCGUGAGAGGAUCGCGGCGCAAAACGCACAGCAAGACGCGGAGCGUCGCUGCGCCCAGUUGUUGGCAAAGCUGGCCACACACAGGGACGCCCUCCUGCAGAUUGGCGGCCUGUCCAAGAGAACAACCGAUGGCCCGAACACCCUUUCCGUCGUGGAGGAGGAAGAGAGAUGUGAAUCAGAGCACUCUGGAGACGAGGGCAUCCACGACAAAUCAGAGGUAUCUGGAGACGAGGGCAACCGUGACGAAUCUAGAGACGAGAGCGGCCAUGGAGUGUUUGCAGACGGGAGCGACCUUGAUGAUUUGGAAUGGGCGGGCAUUACAAGAGAAAUGCGCUCACUGGGAUAG